Chaetomium globosum CBS 148.51 is the source of this 3159-nucleotide messenger RNA. RefSeq lists its product as uncharacterized. NCBI's taxonomy places the organism in Eukaryota, Fungi, Ascomycota, Sordariomycetes, Sordariales, Chaetomiaceae. The transcript has 4 exons. The record is from RefSeq and is a predicted model, not a curated record. The coding region runs from base 1 to 3159 and encodes 1052 amino acids. Gene Ontology annotation, cellular component: NuA4 histone acetyltransferase complex. Gene Ontology annotation, molecular function: protein binding.
AUGGCUCACGGACGCACAUCGCAAAAAGAUACCACCGAAAUCGCCACGAGUACUUGCAAUCGGUCGAACCCCAACGAGAACUCCCGACCGAGUGCCACCGAUCGACGCGAUAGCUUUCCCAUCCCCCAGAUUGAUAGGAGCGCGGGGCUCGGGCUGCCGAUCGUGGCGCCAAUUCACCUUGUCGAGAACCACCCCCUCGGUUCCCCGCGGGGUGGAAUUUGGGGCAUGAAUACCUCGACGACACCACACACGCCGCUCGAGAAACUCUUGUUGUUUCGCGGCAUCGCCAACCAUGGUAUUGGGGAGGGCAGCUUUGUGACCAUCGCCGGGAUCCUCCAGAACAACAACCUCAUCAAAAACGACGACACUUUCGAUGCUCAGCGGCUGAAUCCCGAGAGCCUGCGAGACCUCUUCCUGAGGCUGUUGCGCGAGGAGGUGAGGGUCGAGAGCGAAAACACACUCGGCCCCGAUGGUGCCCUGUCGCCAGCGUCGAAGAAGCGCAAGCUGCAGUCACCGCCGCCGUUGACGCUUAAGGAUGCCCGUCAACAUAUUGGCAAGCUUGAGAGUGCCUACAACAAGAUCUACGAUGCCUAUCUCAACCACACGGCUGACGAAAUACGGAAGUUCGAAGAGCAAUAUGAUGAACUGGACGGGGAGAUAAAAGAGCUGGAAAAAUUGGGGACGACAGAACCCGACACCGGACCGAAACCUCCAACCCCACAGGGUGCUCUAGUCGUAGGGAAACACGAGCCAGGGCCGUCAAGUAGGGUUGGGCCAUCCCCAGGGGCCCUGCCGCGGCCCCCCCAGGUUCCAGUUUCUUCGACGUCCCAGCAAGCCCUACGGAAUUUACAACCGUUGCUGCCCCAACCGACAACGCAGAAAGAGGUUAGAAACGGGCUCUCGCCUUUACAACCGGCAGCCCCAGAGAAGGUAUCCUCCGCUCCUCGACCGUCUGCUCCCACCCACCCUGAACUUGCGCGCUCUCCUCAGCUUGGUCCGCAAGAGGUAUCCAGAGUUCCGGUGACAAAGUCAACCGCAGUCCCGAAGUCUCAGAACACGGCGCCUCAGGUUCUCCAAGCGCCGCAAGGUGUUACCUCUUUCCAACCUCCGCAGUCGCCUGUGCCACCCCCCGCAGGCGAUGGGCUGCAACGACCGGAAAGUGCUCCAGGAGCGAGACAAUCCCCGUCACUUCCGGGCAAUGUGCUACCCGCACAGGGGCAGCUGAAAUGGGAGCCGCCCUACCAACCAAAUACCCCUUGGCGACAUGCGACGAACCCUCAACAGCAACAACAGCAGGAUCACCAACAACAGCCCAACAUGCCAAAUACACCGUCACAGCCUAUUCCUCCCUCAAGAGGCUCUCAGCAACCAGCAGCAGCACAUCCCAGCUCGGUAGCUAUCCAAGGACAGACCACUAGGCCGUUGCAUCCUCAGCAGGUUUUGAUCCCCCCGCAUUCUACGGCCCAAUUUGCGGCACCACUCCAGUCGCCACAGGUCAGGGCGCCUGCAGACUCAAUAACUGAGCCAGGCAAACAGCAACCACUGCACCCUACGGCGGCAGCUAGCAACGCCCCACAACCGCAGUCUCCCUACGUCCCGCCAUAUCAAGGUCACCCCGUUCCAACUCCAAGCCCUGCCACUCCACUUCAUCCUACCUCCCAGGUCCCCCCACCCAGCCCAAGCCGGGCCGCCGCGAUUCCGGCAGUUCCCACGCCGCCAGUCGCUGUUCCGUCCAGGCCGAGUCCUGGGUUAGCUGCUCAGCAGCCACAGCAUCGGGCGGCUUUACAACCGCCGUCGUACAAUCAGCAACAUGCCCCGCGGGGCGGGCCGUCGCCGGCCCCCGGACCCCCAGACGCAGGCCAGCGCUACAGCUCCCCAUAUCAACCACCCCGACCUGCGGCUGUGGAUCGCAUUCACCCUCGGUUCCCCGUUACUUCGACACCCACGCGGGCGGCUAAGUUCAGUCCGGCUCCUUCCGCUCCUCAAACUCCUACUAUGACUCUUCCUACGAGACUAGCAAAGGGUAGCGGGACUAAGUGGGUCUCGAACUCGACGCCGUCGACCCCUAAGCCGGGAAUCGAGUUUCGGUUGGGAUAUGACGACGUGCCCAGUCCAGCUUAUGAGCCGACGAGCCCCGUCUUGCGGCCCUCAGCGCCACCAGUGCUUAAGCAGGCGCCGAAACGCGAAGGGCCAACGGAAACCCCGAAACACAAACCAGGGCGGCAGCCUGCGCCGCAGCGACCCCAAGGCAUUUCCACACCUCAACCCGGUCCGCGACCCACAGUAGCCAUGCCGGCAGAUUCCCAGGUCAAGCAGGCGGCUAUGGAGUCGGAACCACCAAAAGUUAAGCACGAGGUGACCACGCCACGGCGGUCAACUGAAGCCGGGGACACCACCGCGGAUGAGAGCCUGACCCCAACACCCGGCCGGGCCCCCCGCGCGAGCCAGCUACGCGAGGCCCUCUCCGAAGGCCUCAACCCAGCCGACCCGCCCAAACUCGUGCUCUGGACGCGCUCCUUCAACAAAGUCUGCGGCUCCGCGAUGGAACAGAUAGUACAUCACCGGUCCGCCAACAUGUUCGCAGCACCCAUCCGCGAAAAGGACGCCCCGGGCUACCAUAAGGUGGUCAAGCAAGCGCAGGACCUCAAAACCAUCCGCGCCGCCAUCAGCCACGGCAACCGCGCCGCUGCCCAAGCCGCCGCGGCCCUACCCGACGGCGCGGACCAGGGAUCCUCCUCGGGCGUCUGGCUGCCCCGCACCCACGAACUCAUGCCCCCCAAAUCCAUCAUCAACUCCUCCCAGCUCGACCGCGAGCUCGCCCACAUGUUCUCCAACGCCGUCAUGUACAACCCGGACCCCCACCACGGGCCGGGCCCUGCCUUCCUCAGACCGGAGGUCGACGAGGACGAGGAGGUCGCGGACGCGGACGCCGGUGGGGGCGGUGGUUCUGGUGGUGGUGGUGGUGGGGUCGCGCAGGAUAGUGGCGUGCUGGGGUACAAGGUGGAUGAGUUUGGCGUGGUCAAUGAUGCGCGCGCCAUGUUUGUCGAGGUCGAGAAGCUGCUUAGUGAGCUGCGCUCGGCUGAGGUCCGGCGCAAUGUUCCUCCCGGUGCGAGUGGGGGGGGCGGCGACGGGGACGGGGACCAGUACACGCCUAGUUAG